AUGGCUAAGGGUGAAAAGAAGCCUGCAGAGAAGAAGCCCGCUGAGAAAGCUCCAGCUGAGAAAACCAAGGCGGAGAAGAAGAUCCCUAAGGAUGCUACAUCUGGCGACAAAAAGAAGAAGAGGAAGGCGAAGAGUGUCGAGACUUACAAGAUCUAUAUCUUCAAGGUCCUCAAGCAGGUUCACCCUGACAUUGGAAUCUCCAGCAAGGCAAUGGGGAUCAUGAACAGUUUCAUCAACGACAUUUUUGAGAAGCUCGCCCAGGAAUCUUCUAGACUCGCCCGCUACAACAAGAAGCCCACCAUCACCUCCCGCGAGAUCCAGACUGCUGUUCGUCUCGUUCUCCCUGGUGAGCUUGCCAAGCAUGCGGUAUCCGAAGGCACCAAGGCCGUCACCAAAUUCACCAGUUCUUGA
This is a messenger RNA of Sphenostylis stenocarpa, 411 nucleotides long. The record is from the annotation of a GenBank genome assembly. Lineage: Eukaryota; Viridiplantae; Streptophyta; Magnoliopsida; Fabales; Fabaceae.